Molecule: messenger RNA, 3111 nt
Organism: Strongyloides ratti
Lineage: Eukaryota; Metazoa; Nematoda; Chromadorea; Rhabditida; Strongyloididae
Product: Stretchin-Mlck
Exons: 5
Coding region: 1-3111 (1036 amino acids)
Biological process (GO): protein phosphorylation
Molecular function (GO): ATP binding; myosin light chain kinase activity
Source: RefSeq, a predicted model, not a curated record
AUGAAUAAAGAUAAAAGUAUAUCAUCUUCAUCACUCUCAGAAUUGUCAACAGAUGAAGUUGUGGUAGUUGAUGAAAUUGAUCAUUAUGCAGAAGAAUGGAUUCCACCAUUUGCUUUUCGAGAAGGAAUAUCAUUAAAUCGAAAACAAAAAAUUAGUGAUUUUUAUAAAUUUGAAGAACCCCUUGGUGAAGGAAAAUUUGGACGUGUUUUUAAAUGUAUAGAAAAAAAUACUCAAUUAUGUUUAGCUGCGAAGUGUAUUAAAAUAAAAAAGGAUAGUGAAUUAAAACAAGUUGAAAAUGAGAUAUCAAUUUUAACGAAAAUGCGUCAUAAAUGUAUUGCACAAAUUUAUGAUGCAUAUUAUAUUGAAAAAAAUUUUGACAAAGAAGUUAUUCUUAUUAUGGAAAUUGUUGAAGGUGGUGAACUUUUUGAUCGUGUUGUGGAAGAAUCAUAUAUUUUAACAGAAUUAGCUAUUGCAUUAAUUAUACAUCAAAUAUGUGAAGCUAUUAAAUAUAUUCAUAGUCAUAAUUUUAUUCACCUAGAUUUAAAGCCAGAAAAUAUAAUGUGUGUCUCACAGUCCUCAAAUCAAAUUAAAUUAAUUGAUUUUGGGUUAGCACAACAUUAUGAUGGUGAACAGGAUUUGUUAUUUAUGGCUGGUACACCAGAAUUUGCAGCACCAGAAGUAAUUAAAUAUGAACCAUUAAAUUUUCAUACUGAUAUGUGGAGUGUUGGUGUAAUUACAUAUAUAUUAUUAUCUGGACAAUCACCAUUUUUAGGCCCAAAUAUAGCUAUAACAUACAAUAAAGUUGAAAAAGGUGAUUGGUCAUUUUGUAAUGAAUUUGAAAUAAAUAAAAUUAGCCAAGAUGCCAAAGAAUUUAUUUCAAAAUUAUUAAUUGUUAAAAAAGAAGAUCGUAUGUUACCUGAAGAUUGCCUUAAUCAUUCAUGGUUAAAAAAUUCUCUUGAUAAGGCACAUAAUCUUCAAAAUAAAAAAGAAAUUACAACAAAUGUUCAACCAAUUAAUAAAGAAACAUUAAAAAAAUACUUAAAAAAUAAGAAAUUUAGAAGAAUUGUUUUUGGAGUAUUAUUCAUUAAUCAAGUAUUAAAAAUGAUAACAACUAUGCAAUUAAAAAGAAAUAAAAAAGGGUUGUUAUAUGCAAAAAAUUUAUUACAUGCUGCUAAGUUAUCUGAAAAAAAAGAAGAAACAAUAGAAUCUAUAAAAUCUACUACAGAAAUAGAUACAUCAACAACGAAUAUAACUAAUAAAGAAGAAAAUGUUAAUAAGAAAAAAAUAUUAAAAGUUAAAAAAGUACCAAAGAAGAACGAGGAAGAUAAAGUAGAAGAUAAAUUAAUAAUAACAAAAACUGUAGAAAGAAAACCAUCAAAAACUAAUAAAGCAUUAAUUAAUAAAAUUAAAGAAAAUGAUGUAAAUGAAAUUAAAAGAAAUGUUGAGCUUACAGAAAGUAAAGAAAAAAGUAAUUCUGGAGAGACAACAAAAAAAUCAAGUUCACUCAAGGAAAAUAGAGAUACAACAAAAGACAUUCUUAUUAAUGAUGAUAACAAAUAUUUAAAUGAUAGUGCAAAAUUUUCAAAUACAGCAAAUGGCAAACAAUUACAUUCCAUCAACGAAAAAAUAAAUAUUUUAUCAUCCAUCAAAGAUUGUGAUAAACAAAAAAAUGUCGGUAAUAUUGAAGAAAUAAAAGCAAAUUUAAAUUCUUCUUCUAAAAUAGGAAGUAAAAAAUUAAAAAACAGCGUAAAAAAAAAUACAAAAUGUUUAAUUAUAGACAAUACUAAAUUAUGCAAUAAAAGCAUGGAAAACAUUCAAACAAAUACAGAAGAAGGGAAGUUAAUUGUAAAAGUAGGUGAUUCUAAAAAAAAUGAAAAUACUAUUGGCAAUAAAAAAAUACAGGAAAAAGAAUCUAAAAAUAGUAGUGAAAUUUUAAUUAAUUCAACAAAAAAAGAAGAGGAUAAUAAAAUAAAUCAUCAGGUAUGUGGAAAAAAUAGUAAAAUAAUGAAUGACAAGAUGGAUACUAAGGAAAAAAGUGAUAAUAACAUUUUAAUUGAAAGUAAAGAAGUUUUAGUUAAUGAUGAAAGUAUUAAAAAAAUUAAAAAAACAAUAAAGAGACGAAGUAUAAAAAAAAAAGUUCAAAUUGAAAAUAAAGAAGAUUGUUCAAAUUCAUCAACUCCCAUUAUAAUUUCACCCUCUAUUCAUGAGACAGUUACAAAUAAUACAUUUGCAGAAACAAUAUUAAAUAAGAAAACAUAUUCUGCAAAAAAUUCCAACACUAUUUCCAAAAAUGCUCUUCAGUCUUCGUCAUUACAUCUUGGAGCUUCAGCGUCUAUAAAUAAUUAUUAUAUGGAAAAUGAUAUUUUAAUUAAUAAAAAAAUUUUUAAUAAUGUUAAAGAUUGUAAGGAAAAAUGUAACGAAAAGAUCGAAGAAAUUAAUAAUGAUACAAAAAUUAUUCAUAAUAAAGGAUUAAAAAAUACCAAUAUAUCCCUAUUACAUCAGGAAUCAAAAAAUACUUCUCAAAAAAUUUCAAUUAAAAUAGAUAGUGAUAAACAAGUUUCUAAUAAAGAAACAAAUAAAAUUGAAAGGAAAAAAUGUAUUAUAAGGAAAAAGAAUAUUAAAAAAGAUGAUUCUGAUAUUGUAGAAGAUAUUAAAGAACAAAAAUAUACAAGUAUAAACGAACCAAUUAAUAUGAAAGUAGAGAAAGAAUUUAUUGAUAAAACAUUAACAAAAAAUAAUGAUAAUAAUUUUAUAAAAUAUAAAGAGGAAAGUCACAAAAAUAUUUCUAUAAAGAAAACAAAAACAAGUCUUAUUACUAAUUUAAAGAAAAAUAUAAGUAAUGAUACAUUAUCAAUAGAUAAUAAUAUAAAAAAUGAUUUUGAUGAUGAAGAAAUUUUUAAUUUUAAAAAAUUAAAAGAAAAAUUAGAAAAAAGAUUAUCUAAUAAAAAACCAAAAGAUUAUACGGAUAGUAAUGAUAUUGAUGAGGUAAGUGGAAAAUUGAAAGAUCCCAAUAGUGAACUUUUUGAAUACAAUGGAUUAAGCAAAGUUGACUUUGAGAAUGUUAAAAAUAUUAAAAAUAAAUGGCUUAAAAUUGAAAAAGAAGCAAUUUAA